GUAAGGGUUGAUCAGCAGUAUCAGGUAUCAGAAAAGCCACUCUUUGUUUACAUGUAUGUAAUUUAACCUUUUAUUAAAUGCACUUUAAAUGUUUGCCUCACUUUUAAUGUAACCUGAAUUCAGUUUUAGGUCUUCAUGGAAAACAGGACAGGUGUUGUGACUGUCUUACAGCAUCCAUGCUAUGAGAUAAAUCAGUUUAGCUACAAACUAACCGCGACUCCUUCUGUUGUAUGUUUAAUGGUGUAUGCGUUUCUGACACUUCUGUCUCUUGUGACUAUAUGUGGAAACCUCCUUGUAGUAACAUCAAUAAUUUACUUCAAGCAGCUUCACACACCCACCAACACUCUCAUUCUGUCUCUGGCUGUGGCCGACCUGCUGGUUGGGAUUUUAGUAUUUCCUCUCAGCAUGGCCUUCUCUCUCAGUUCAUGUACCUAUAAUGAGAGUUUAUUUUGUAAGGUACGUGACAGCUUUGAUAUAUUGUUUAGUACAUGCUCUAUUAUGCACCUGUGUUGUAUUUCAGUUGACAGGUACUAUGCUGUGUGUCAGCCUCUCACAUAUAGAUCUAAAAUCAGCCGUCAUGUUGUUGCCAUCAUGAUCACAGUGAGCUGGGGUGUUUCUGCUCUCGUUAGCAUCGGAGUGAUAAUUCCCAGACUGUCCCCUUACGCAUGUGCUGACAUGUGUUUUCUGGAUGUAAUGACGGCAAACAUUAUUGGACCUAUAUUAUCAUUUUACCUUCCAGUGGUCAUAAUGCUUUGCAUCUACCUGAAGAUUUUCCUUGUUGCACAGAGACAGGCACGAAGCAUCCAAAGCAUAAAGUCCAGAGCAACAGCCAGUAAGAUGGAGAGAAAAGCCACCAAAACUCUGGCGAUUGUUCUGGGAGUUUUUCUAUUUUGUUGGUCUCCUUUCUUCCUUUGCAUUUUAUUUUCUCUCCCGGUUUCUGUGAUUGAAACCGUUAACUGGCUUGCUCUGUCAAACUCUACACUGAACCCGUUUAUCUACGCUUUCUUUUAUACCUGGUUCAGGUCAGCUUUUAAAAUGGUUGUUACUGGCAAAAUAUUCCUUGGUGACUAUUGUAGCUUCAAAUUACACUGAGCUGUUUUGUUGAGGUAUAUAAUGAUAAAAGGAACCAGCAUGAAGACACGUAAAUGCUGACACUAUUGAAUUAGAUACUACUUAAUGUGUGACACACGUACACAUGUAGGUGUGUCACAUCACAUGUGUCACAUCACAUGUGUCGUAGGCAGGAUAGAACCCAGAAACACGACAGAUCAGCGUGUUCUUCUAUCCCAGCUCCACCUCAUCCCUGCUGAAGAUGAUCAGGUUGGAGGGAGGAUCUGUUUAUAAUAGAAGCAAAUUAGUCGAUACCCUUCCAGCUCAUUCAAACAAAACUUUUCUCUCCUAAAACGAGAUUCAGGUAAAAGUAACUGUCCAAUAGGCAUUCGGCAUAUCAUAAACUUAAAUAAAUAAAUACUUCUAAGGUUGGUUAUCUGUUGUUUAUGUUGCAAAGAUAUAGUUUGGAUAGAUUUCUUGGGAUUUACAAAGAAACUUUAAAUCUGCGCAAUAAAGUUGUGUUUGGAACUAGGAGUUACCUUGGAUAGAAUCAAAGACACUUUCAAGUUUUUCCUCAGUCAUUCAGUCUAAUUAAAAGAAACAGCUGGGUAACCUGGUGUCGUUAUGCCCACCACACUAUGGAGUAUGGAUUUGAAAAAGCAAACGCUGGAGUUGUCUACAGCUACUUAUUGUCGACUUUAGGAGGUAUAAACCAGACAUUCAGCCCAUCGUUAUAAAAGGGGAAGGAGUGGGGAUGGUACCAAAUCUAUGGUACCAGGUCACCUACAUCAGUGAAGACCUGACCUGGAACUCCAACUCCACUUUAGUCCUGAAGAAGACACAACAGAGACUGUUUUCCCGAGGAUUCUCAGGAAGAACAACCUGAGAACUGAGCUUUUGCUGUCCUUCUGUCGCUGCCCUUUUUAGGCCUGUCAUGAUAAAAACAUUUGCUGGACAAUAAAUUGUUCCAAAUUACUGAGUUUGUUUUAAUUUAUCAUGCGAUUAAUUGAUUUAUUGAUUAUUGUGACAGGCCUACGCACUCUCACUGGUAUAUCCCAGAGCAGUAGUAACUGUGUCAGUUCUUGGUGACCAACUUCAAAUUGCAAUUAUCUUUUUCUUUUUCUUUGGUCUGUUUGUAGUAGUUCUGUCCUAAAAAUAAAGAAAAAAACAAAAUACAGAAACAAAUUUCAGAACAUUUUUGAUAACUAAAUGAAGCUAAUAAUUAAAAU
Messenger RNA from Xiphophorus hellerii (green swordtail), 2279 nucleotides. RefSeq names its product trace amine-associated receptor 1-like. Gene Ontology annotation, biological process: cell surface receptor signaling pathway; G protein-coupled receptor signaling pathway. Gene Ontology annotation, cellular component: membrane. The transcript has a single exon. The record is from RefSeq and is a predicted model, not a curated record. Gene Ontology annotation, molecular function: trace-amine receptor activity. NCBI's taxonomy places the organism in Eukaryota, Metazoa, Chordata, Actinopteri, Cyprinodontiformes, Poeciliidae. The coding region runs from base 136 to 1092 and encodes 318 amino acids.